Molecule: messenger RNA, 6390 nt
Organism: Dromaius novaehollandiae (emu)
Lineage: Eukaryota; Metazoa; Chordata; Aves; Casuariiformes; Dromaiidae
Gene: ZFHX2
Product: zinc finger homeobox 2
Exons: 5
Coding region: 202-5961 (1919 amino acids)
Biological process (GO): regulation of transcription by RNA polymerase II
Cellular component (GO): nucleus
Molecular function (GO): RNA polymerase II cis-regulatory region sequence-specific DNA binding; DNA-binding transcription factor activity, RNA polymerase II-specific
Source: RefSeq, a predicted model, not a curated record
GGGGGAUGGGGGGGGCUCUCCCCUCCCCCCCGUUUGUGUAACGAGCCGGCGCCGCUAACGAGCCUCCCGCUGCUUAAUGAGGCCAUUUGCAUAUGUGGCCAAGCUGCCUCCCAGCAUGCUUUGCAGCGGGCUCACCCCCCCACACACACCCCUUUUCCCCCCCACAGGUCCCCAGGGGGGGGCUGCCAUGACCCCAUCGCCAUGGACACCUCAGACCCCGCCUCCUGCCCGCCGCCAGCCAAUCAGGGGCCAGGGGGCGGCCCAACGCCCUCGGACAUCAGGUCUACCCAGGUAGGCCUGGGCCUAUCCGGGCCCGGCUGCCCCUUCCCGGCCGGCGGCGGCCAUGUCGCCUCGCCAAAGGGCCCCCUCCCCGCCCCCGCGCCCCCCCACCGCAUUACCUCAGCCAAAACCCCGCCCCCGCGACCCAAAGACGACGCCGGCGGCGAGGGGCAGGGCGGCGGCCUCUGGCUCCGCCUCUCCUUCCGCCGUGGGGCCGCCAACAUGGCCGCCCUGGGCUCCCUCGUGCCAAAUGCCGCUGGCGAGGAGGAGGAGGAGGAGGAGGAGGAGGAAGAGACCACGGAGCUGAUUGGGAGACCCAAAACGGACCAAAGCCAAAGCCCCGGGGAGGCGCCUGGCCCGGCGACAGCCAAUGAGGACGUCCCCAGGGCCGCCCCGGCCAAUGAGGAGGGCCCCGGAGCUGCGUUGGCCAAUGGAAGGAGCCGCAGCGUCAGGUUGACCGGCAAAGAGGGGCAAAACGUUGGGUUGGCCAAUGGGGAAGCGCCCAACGUUGGGUUGGCCAAUGGGGAUGAACCCAACAUUGGGUUGGCCAAUGAGAAAGAGCCCAACCUCGACUCGGCCAAUGAAGACAGGCCCGACGUUGGGUUGGCCAAUGAGGAAGCACCCAACGUUGGCUCGGCCAAUGACGAUGGAGCAUCAUCCGGCGACGAAAGCCCCGACCUCGCCACCGCCAAUGGAGGGGGCCCAGACGCCGGGUGGGCCAAUGAAGAGCGCCCCACGCACCCCGCGGCCAAUGAGGACCCUCCGCGGGCCGGCGGAGAGGGGCCGGGCGCCGCCGUGGGGCAGAAGCACCCCCCCGGCGCCGGGCGCUGCCCCCGCUGCCCCCCCGCCGCCCCCCCGGCCUGGGGCCGGCCCCACGGCUGCGGCUGCCGGCCCUACCGCUGCGAGGCCUGCGACUACGCCACCCCCAGCAAGGGCAACCUCCGCAUCCACCGGCAGUCCCGCAAGCACCUGGCCGCGCUGUGGGGCUGCCCCACGGCGCCCCGCCGGGCCCAGCCCCCCGAGGGCCCCCCCUUCUGUGGGGCGCAGGGGGCACCCGAGGGGCGGGAAAGGGCCGCUGCCGCCGCACCAGGCGCCGUGGGGAUGCCAGGGCGGCCCUUGGGCCCGGUGCCCGGGCGGUUCGGGGCGGAGAGCCGGGAGGAGCUGCUGGGCCCCGCCCCCAUGCCGCCGCCCCACGGCCCCGCCCCGCCGGCCCCCCAGCGCCGUGGGGUGGAGACCUCCCGCCCCGAGACGAUGGGGCGCCACGCACGGGCGGCCGGGCACCAGGAGGGCGAGCGGGUGCCCCGCUGCCCCCCCGGGAGAGGCCGCCCGGGGCCGCCGCCCCCCCUGCGCUGCCCCCUCUGCCGGCGGCAGCUGCCCGGCCGGGGGGGGCUGCGGCUCCACCUGCGCCGCGGCCACCGCGUCGCCCCCGGCUGCCUCGACCGCCUGCUCCGCGGGGCCACCCCAGCGGAGCCCCCCUUGGCCACCAAGGUGCUGCCCCCCACGGCAGCCCCACGGCCCCCCAACGGCGACCCGGCGCUUGGAGCCCCCCUGCCGGGCGCCCCAUCUCUAGCAGCCCCCACGGAGGAGGAGGAGGAGGAGGAAGAAGAGGUGCCGCCACCUCGGGGGGCCCCCGACCCUGCGCCGGGGGGCCGCCGGGCGCCCGCCUUCGCCCUGGACAAGUUCCUGGACCCGGGGCGGCCCCACAAGUGUGGGGUGUGCAAGGAGUCCUUCACGCAGAGGAGCAUCCUCCUGGUGCACCUCAACUCCGUCUCCCACCUCCGCAAGGCCAAGGAGGCGGCGGCGGCCGAGGGCGGCGGAUGUGGGGCGCCCCACGGCGACGCGGGGGCCCCCGGCGCCCCCCAGCUCCCGCCGGAGAAGCCCUACAAGUGCCCCACGUGCCGGGUGGCCUACAACCAGAGCUCCACGCUGGAGAUCCACCUGCGCUCGGUGCUGCACCAGAGCCGGGCCCGCGGCGCCCGCCCCACGGCCGCCCCACGGCCGCUCCUGCUGCCCCUCUUCCUCCGCGAGCCGCCCCGGGCGCCGGCGCCGGGCCCCACGGCGGCCGCCCCGCCCCGGCGGCGCCGCUUCGCCCGGACCCGCUUCAGCGCCUUCCAGGCGCAGGCGCUGCGGGCGGCCUUCGCGGCCAGCGCCUACCCGCGGGACGGCGAGGUGGCGCGCCUGGCCGCCAUGUUGGGCCUGGCCAGCCGCGUGGUGGUGGUCUGGUUCCAGAACGCCCGGCAGAAAGCCCGCCGGGCCGACGGCGCCGGCCCCACGGCCGCCUGCCCCACGGCGGCCGCCCCCGCCUGCCGGCGCUGCCGGGCCUCCUUCCGCGGCGGCUUGGAGCUCCUGCGGCACCUCGAGGUCUGCUGCGGCGACCGGGACGGCGGCGACGGCACCGACGGGGGGGACGAGGGUGGCGGGGAGGAGCUGCCGGGUGGCUCCCGUGGGGAUGUGGCCUCGCUGGGGGGCUCUGAAGUCAUCCCGGCCCCACUGAGGGGCUCCAGCGUGGACACGACCUCAUUGGGUGCCUCCAAAGUCAAUACGGCCCCAUUGAGCUCUUCCAACACGGACACGACCUCAUUGGGUGCCUCCAAAGUCAAUAUGGCCCCAUUGAGCUCUGCCAACAUGGACACGACCUCAUUGGGUGCCUCCAAAGUCAAUAUGGCCCCAUUGAGCUCUGCCAACAUGGACACGACCUCAUUGGGUGCCUCCAAAGUCAAUAUGGCCCCAUUGAGCUCUUCUAACAUGGACACGACCUCACUGAGCAUCUCCAAAGUCAACGUGGCCCCGUUGAGCAUCUCCAAAGUGGACACAACCUCAUUGGGUGCCUCCAAAGUCAACAUGGUCCCGUUGAGCGUCUCCAAAGUGGACAUGACCUCUUUGGGUGCCUCCAAAGUCAAUAUGGCCCCAUUGAGCUCUUCCAACGUGGACACGACCUCAUUGGGUGCCUCCAAAGUCAAUAUGGCCCCAUUGAGCUCUUCUAACAUGGACACGACCUCACUGAGCAUCUCCAAAGUCAACGUGGCCCCGUUGAGCAUCUCCAAAGUGGACACAACCUCAUUGGGUGCCUCCAAAGUCAACAUGGUCCCGUUGAGCGUCUCCAAAGUGGACAUGACCUCUUUGGGUGCCUCCAAAGUCAAUAUGGCCCCAUUGAGCUCUUCCAACGUGGACACGACCUCACUGAGCAUCUCCAAAGUCAACGUGGUCCCGUUGAGCGUCUCCAAAGUGGACACGACCUCAUUGGGUGCCUCCAAAGUCAAUAUGGCCCCAUUGAGCUCUUCCAACAUGGACACGACCUCACUGAGCAUCUCCAAAGUCAACGUGGUGCCACUGAGCAUCUCCAACGUGGACACGACCUCACUGAGCAUCUCCAAAGUCAACGUGGCCCCGUUGAGCAUCUCCAAAGUGGACAUGACCUCAUUGGGUGCCUCCAAAGUCAACAUGGUCCCGUUGAGCGUCUCCAAAGUGGACACGACCUCACUGAGCAUCUCCAAAGUCAACGUGGCCCCGUUGAGCAUCUCCAAAGUGGACAUGACCUCAUUGGGUGCCUCCAAAGUCAACAUGGUCCCGUUGAGCGUCUCCAAAGUGGACACGACCUCACUGAGCAUCUCCAAAGUCAACACGGCCCCGUUGAGCAUCUCCAACAUGGACACGACCUCAUUGGGUGCCUCCAAAGUCAAUGUGACCCCAUGGGGCAUCUCCAGCAUGGACACGAUCUCAUUGGGUGCCUCCAAAGUCAACACAGCCCCAUUGAGGGUCUCUGAUGUGGACAUGACCUCACUGAGCAUCUCCAAAACCAAUGCGGCCCCAUUGAGGGUCUCCAACGUGAACACGACCUCAUUGGGCGCCUCCAAAGUCAAUAUGGUCCCACUGAGCAUCUGCAACGUGGACAUGACCUCAUUGGGCGCCUCCAAAGUCAACAUGGUCCCGUUGAGCACCUCCAACAUGGACAUGGCCCCACUGGGCAUCUCCAAAGUCAACACGGUCCCGUUGAGCAUCUCCAACGCGGACACGACCUCACUGAGCAUCUCCAAAGUCGAUACGGCCCCGUUGGGCAUCUCCAAAGUCAACACGCUCCCGUUGAGUGUCUCCAAAGUCAACGUGGCCCCAUUGGGCAUCUCCAACGUGGACACGGCCCCGUUGAGCACCUCCAAGCUGGAUACGGCCCCCCGGGGUGUCUCCAAAGUGGACGCAGCCCCAUUGGGCGCUUCCAGAGUGCAAAUGAGCCCAUUGGGCGUCCCAAAAGCGGACAAAACCCUAUUGGGCGUCUCCAAGGUGCAAACGACCCCAUUGGGUGUCUCCAAAGAGGAACGGACCCCAUUGGGCGCCUCCGAGGAGGAACGGACCUCCCUGAGCGUCCCGAGGGUGGAAACCGCCCCCUCGGGCGUCGCCAAGGGGGAACCAACCCCGUCGGGCGCCUCCGACGCGCAAACGACCCCGUUGGGCGUCGCCAAGGGGGAAAAGACCCCGUUGAGUUGCCCAGGGGUGCAACCAACCCCGUUGGGUGGCCCAAGGGCAGAACUGACCCCGUUGGGUGUCCCAAAGGCAAAAUCAACCCCGUUGAGGUGCCUGAUGGCCGAAUCAACCCCGUUGAGCGUCCCCCAGGUGCAACCGACCCCGUUGAGCGUCCCAAGGGCAGAAUUGACGCCGUUGAGUUGCCCAAAGGUGCCAUCGACCCCGUCGAGCGUCCCCAAGACGGAAGCGGCCCCGUUGAGUUGCCCAGUGGCCAAAUUCACCCCGUUGGGUGUCCCAAAGCCGGAAUCAACCCCGUUGGGCGUCCCAAGAGCGGAAUCGACCCCAUUGAGCGUCCCCAUGACAGAAUCGACCCCAUUGAGCGUCCCCAUGACAGAAUCGACCCCGUUGGGUGUCUCAAAGCUGCCAUCGAUCCCAUUGGAUGUCCCAAGGGCAGAAUCGACCCCAUUGGGCGUCCCAAGAGCGGAAUUGACCCCGUUGAGUUGCCCGAUGGCCGAAUCGACCCCGUCGAGCGUCCCCAAGACGGAAGCGACCCGGGUGAGUUCCCCGAUGGCCGAAUCGACCCCAUUGGAUGUCCCGAGGGUGGAAUCGACCCUAUUGGGCGUCCCCAAGACGGAAGCGACCCCGGUGAGUUGCCCAACGCCUGAAUCGACCCCGUUGAGUUGCCCUGUGGGACAGUCGACGCCGUUGAGUUGCCCGAUGGCCGAAUUGACCCCAUUGGACGUCCCCAAGACAGAACCGACCCCAUUGGGUGUCUCAAAGGUGCGAGUGACCCCAUUGGGCGCCCCAAGGGCUGAACCGACCCCGUCGAGCUGCCCCAUGGCGGACUCGCCGUGGGGGGCCGGGCCGCGGACCCCCAAGCGCCACCGGGAGGGGGGGCGGCGGCGGCCAUCGGGGGGCGGGGCCAAGCGGUUCCGGAACGCCUGGGCCCACCAGUGCCGCCCGCCCCACGGCUGUGGGGCCGGCGUCCCCCGCGGCCUCAGCGACUCGGCCUCCUCGUCCGCGUGGACCCACACGUGUGGGGCGCAGCUGUGGGGCUGCUACGGCACCUGCCGGGCCCAGGCGGCCCCCGUCCCCUGCCCCCUCUGCCGGGGGGCGGCCCAGCCCCACGGCGCGGCCCGCGGCCUCCUCUUCUCCCCCGGGCAGCUGGCCCAGCUCCGGGCCGCCGUGGGGCAGGAAGGGGCUGCCCCCACUGCCGGGGGGUGCUGAGCCUGAGGGUCUCUGUGGGGCUGCCGUGGGGCUGAGCCUGGGGGUGUGCGCAGGGCUGGGUGGUCGCUAUGGGGCUGGGGGUUCCCAUGGGGCUGGGAUGAGCCCGGGGGUGCAGGGCUGGGGGGUCGCUAUGGGGCUGAGGUGGUGCUGAGGGUUGCUAUGGGGCUGGAGAGGCCAGGUUGGGGGGUUGCUAUGGGGCAGGGAUGAGCUGCGGGUGCAGGGCUUGGGGUCCCCGUGGGGCUGGGGGUCCCCAUGGAGCCGAGGGGGCUGCAAUGGGGCUGAGGGGCACCUGUGGGGCUGGGAUGAGCCGGGGGGUGCAGGGCUGGGGGCUGCUGUGGGGCUGGGAUUGGGGGGUCUCUAUGGGGCUGGGGGGUCCCUGGGGGGCUGGGAUAGAGCUGAGGGGCGCUAUGGGGCUGGAGGCUGGGACUU